Messenger RNA from Nymphaea colorata (pocket water lily), 2145 nucleotides. RefSeq names its product calcium-dependent lipid-binding protein-like. Gene Ontology annotation, molecular function: lipid binding. Bases 322 to 1920 code for a protein of 532 amino acids. Gene Ontology annotation, cellular component: endoplasmic reticulum. The transcript has 11 exons. Lineage: Eukaryota; Viridiplantae; Streptophyta; Magnoliopsida; Nymphaeales; Nymphaeaceae. The record is from RefSeq and is a predicted model, not a curated record.
CAGUCACACUCUUUCUAUCUGGGUCUGAAGUAAACGGGCAGCGGCGAUUGAGAGGAGGCAAGAAUUUAGACGUGGAGUGAAGAGCGGUUAUCGAAUCUGCGGCUUCCUCGAUCGAGAAGGAGAAGAAUAAGACUCUCCGGAGAAGAAGGCGGUUGGACUCGCCUAGUGAGAGAAAGCGUCUCUUCGUUUUCCCUCUUCUGCUUUUCCCCUGCGCUUGUUGCUUGUGUGGCAGAGCUGGCCGUGAUCAUAAUUCAGAAGGUUGCACGGUGAAUUCGCAUCUUUCGCGCUUCACGGUAGAGAACCCCUGCACAAGGCACGAAAAUGGGGUUGAUUUCCGGUAUGGUGAUCGGAAUGGUCGCCGGAAUCGCGUUGAUGGCCGGGUGGAAGCAGAUGAUGAGGUACCGCAGCACCAAGCGUGUCAGCAAGGCAGUUGAUAUCAAGCUUUUGGGAUCCUUAGGCAGGGAUGAAUUGAAGAAGAUCUGUGGUGAUAAUUUCCCUGAAUGGAUAUCUUUCCCUGCAUUUGAUCAGGUGAAGUGGCUAAACAAACAAAUUAGCAAAAUGUGGCCUUUCGUUGCUGAAGCUGCAAGUGUAGUGAUUAAGGAGUCCGUCGAACCUGUAUUAGAACAAUAUCGACCUCCUGGGAUAUCAUCCUUGAAGUUCAAAAAGCUUUUCCUUGGGAAUGUAUCUCCCAAAAUUGAAGGCAUUCGCGUGCAGUCGCUGAAGGAAGGUCAAAUAACAAUGGACGUGGACUUCCGGUGGGGUGGUGAUCCAAGUAUUAUUCUGGCUGUAGAUGCUUUAGUUGCCUCCCUACCCAUUCAGCUGAAGGAUCUUCAAGUUUUCACUGUUGCACGUGUCAUAUUCCAACUCUCUGAAGAGAUUCCUUGCAUUUCUGCAGUAGUUGCUGCACUUCUUGCUGAGCCAAAACCUAGAAUUGAGUACACAUUGAAGGCUGUUGGAGGGAGCUUGACUGCAGUGCCAGGACUUUCUGACAUGAUUGAUGACAUUGUGCACAAUAUUGUUGACGAUAUGCUGCAAUGGCCUCAUAGAAUUGUUGUGCCACUUGGUGGUGUUGAUGUGGAUAUCAGUGAACUGGAGCUUAGACCACAGGGGAAGCUUCAAAUUACUGUUGCGAAAGCAAAUGAUUUGAAAAACAUGGAAAUGAUUGGGAAGUCUGAUCCUUAUGUGGUUCUGUAUAUCCGACCUCUAUUCAAAAUUAAAACCAAGGUGGUCGACAAUAAUCUGAAUCCAGUUUGGGAUGAAACGUUUGAGCUAAUUGUGGAGGAUAAGGAAACUCAGACAGUUAUUUUUGAGGUCUUUGACGAGGACAUUGGACAAGAUAAGAGAUUGGGGGUAGCGAAGCUGCCAUUGAAUGAGUUGGUGGCUGAGAAAGCCAUAGACCGAGAGUUGAGAUUGUUGCCUGCACUUGAUAUGCUGAAAAUCAAGGAUAAGAAGGACAGAGGGACUCUAACUAUCAAGGUUCUUUACCAUCAAUUUGACAAGGAUGAGCAGCUUGCAGCAAUGGAAGCAGAGAAGAAAAUGCUAGAAGAAAGGCAGAGAUUGAAGGAAGCCGGUAUCAUAGGAAGCACCAUGGAUGCUGUGGGAGGUGCUGCUUCGUUGGUCGGUUCAGGUGUGGGUCUUGUAGGAACGGGGCUUGUAACUGGCGUUGGUUUAGUAGGGUCAGGUAUCGGAGCUGGCGCUGGUUUAGUAGGGUCAGGUAUCGGAGCUGGCGCUGGUUUAGUAGGUUCAGGCAUUGGAGCAGGUGUAGGGCUGGUCGGCAGUGGGAUCGGUGCAGUUGGAAGUGGGCUGGGCAAGGCUGGAAAAUUCAUGACCAAGGGCGUAUCCAAUCUGGGUGGCUCUUCCAAGAAAGCAAAUAACAGUACUACUACUGCAGCAGCACAAGCGAAUGGUGCAGCAAGUUAGUUGACGAGCCUCCUUGUGGAGACAUCAGUGUGAUCCAUGUAUGAUUUUAUUUCACUUCCUUUUGUCUGGCUUUUUGGUGUUCCACGGCUCUGUGUGGGUGCUAAAACACGUCUGUCUUUUCUAGAAUUUGAUGAAGUUUGUAUUAAAUUGAAGGUGUGCCAUACUCUUGAACUUUUUGGGUGUACAUUAAUGGAGACCGGAAAAUGCAGCCGUCACUUCUCGUUA